Brassica napus (rape) is the source of this 3546-nucleotide messenger RNA. RefSeq names its product dof zinc finger protein DOF4.4-like. The transcript has a single exon. Gene Ontology annotation, biological process: regulation of DNA-templated transcription. Lineage: Eukaryota; Viridiplantae; Streptophyta; Magnoliopsida; Brassicales; Brassicaceae. The record is from RefSeq and is a predicted model, not a curated record. Gene Ontology annotation, molecular function: DNA binding; DNA-binding transcription factor activity. The coding region runs from base 2641 to 3405 and encodes 254 amino acids.
ACCAAUAGUAUUUGAGAUAAAUAAAAUUAUUUAUAAAAUUAAUGCAGUUUACAAUUAAUUUUCAGCUGAAAGUAAGUAUAAUUUGCAUUGGAAUUGUAAAGGGUCACCUAUUAUGAAACAGAGGAAGUAUGUAAUAUAUAUAUUUUUUAUAUUUUGAGAAAUGUAAAGUAGAUAAUGAAUUUUUAAAUUUUAAAAAUAAUUUAAAUGGGUUACCGGAACUCGAACUGAAUCCGCAAAGAUCGAAACCGAACCCAAACCAAAAUUUAGAAAUAUCCAAAUGGGGCUAAAAUCUUUAACCCAAAAAACUGAAACCUGAAUAAAUCCGAACCGAACCCGAAUGGGUACCCGAACGUCCACCCCUACUUUUUAGACCGUCAUUUAAUGAGAUGAUCGAGCCACUUUUCGGACAUAUUAAUAGGUCAGGGAAUAAGCCUAUUCUGAUACUAUGUUAAAUUUGAGUUUAUCAUAGAUUUCCAACUUAAAACAUUUACGCAGUAAAUAGAUUAACUCAAAUCCGUUAUAUACUAGAUUUCUAGUUAAGUUUUUUUCAUAUUUCCGAAUGUAGGAUCUUUAUCUCCAAAGGCUGUGGGACCGAUAUAAAUCGAAAGUUAAUGAUCUAAACGAAACACAUUGUAUCACAUAUGCUUCUAAAAACUGUGCCACCCUAGUAUAUAUGAAAAAAAAUUCCAUGAAAUCUAAAACUAUUUCUUUUAUUGGUGACCGAUUUCUAAAAGGUCUGAUAUAUUUUAAGUGCUGUAUGAUUUUUAUCUUUCAGUGAUCAGUUGUAUUAUUAUGGCUAUACAUAUGUGAAUUUGCGAAAUCCUGUUUUAUAUACGAUGUUGUUUUGCAGUUACGUUUACACACAUUACAUACAAAACAAUAGAUAUCGAGCACAGAACCCAAAUUCCAAAGUACUCAAAUUUCUGAUCCAGAUUAUAAUUAUUGAUUUCCGACGUAUCUACCCUUUUGUUCUUCUAAACCAGACACAAAUAAUGAGAUCAAACACUUCCAACCCUGAUCAUAUACCAGCUAAUAUACAUACACACAGAGUCGACCCUAACUUAAAAAAAUGUAUUUCAAAUUUACUGAUCUUUUUUAGAUUUUUUUUCUUGCAUUGACAUUUCUAAAGAAGUUACUCAACUAGAUUUGAUUUUUGCGCCAGAAUAUGUACUAACAUUGUGGUGGUAAGGCAAAAGUAGCGAUGUCGGAAAAUAGUCAAAUGCAGUAUUGGUUGGAGUUACUGGUUUUGCCUUAUCAGAUUGUGCACCCAGUACCGGCCCUGGGUACAAGCCAAAGAAGCAUUGGCUUCCGGCCCUGUUCAGAAUAUGUAAAUUUUCGGCCAUCAAUUUCUCAAAGUCUCCGGUAGAGCAGUUGGUUUAAAGUUAUAAUUUGUAUGUCUGGAGUUACUGGUUCAAAGUCAGCCAACUACUUUCAUCAAUUUUUAUUAUGUAAUAGGUCCUAAAUUGUUUUGGGCUUCCAGUCCACAAUUAUUCCAGACCGGGCCUGUGUGCACCUUGUGAGUGUGAAACAGUGCACCUUGUGAGAGUGAAACAGUUGUGAUUGCAAUAGGAGCAGCGACAUUAGAAGCAAAAUAUCUGUUAACUGGAGUAUCAAUGACUAAACCAGCGGCAGUGUGGCAAGCACUAGGCGCAGAUAUUUAUGAAACCUCCGCAGUUUUCACUUGAUCAUUUAUAAACAAAGUCACUUUGAUAUAAUAUUGUCUCCUUGGUCUUGAAAUUGUUAUCAAACACAAGAACUCACACACAUUAUUUUCCUCUCUUAGAGCAUCAUUAACCCCACCUUUUAAGUGGGUUCUUAGGAGGUGGGUCCCACAACUUUAUUAAAAACCACAUCUUCCUUCUCUUCUGCAAGAGGCAAGUUUGGUGAGUUCUUAUGGUAUUUGCAGACCCCACUAACACGUGGUGGCCCGCGAUUGGUUAAUAAAAGAAAAAAAAAGUUAAAAACCCCAAAUGAGGGUUUUAGAGUUAAUGAUGCUCUUAAUAUAAAUCUAUUAAAUUAUUACUAAUUUUAACUGUUUAUGUGUUUUGUCUAUUCAAAUUUAUUUUUUUAUCAUUAAUAUAUAUUUCUAUGGUCAUAUUUAUAUUUUUUUGUUAGAUAUUGUUAUUUACUAAACCCUAUUAAUGUUCACCAUUUGUAACAAUUUAGGCUAUGCAUUUUCAUUAAAUAUAUGUAUAUAUAUAAUUAUUUUAUGCACACGCGUCCUCCUCUGACACUUUGUUUGAUAAUAAACACCUAUAAUUUAUGAUUCUUUUUUUCUUAAAUUAGCAUCACACUCUCAAUAUCUCUAUCUAGAUUUUGUUUUUGUAUUAUUUGACUAAUUUAAUCAUUAUCUUCUUAGAUCUCCAUUUUUCAUAUACAUCCAAUAAUUAAAACUUAAGAGUAAAAGAGCCUUGGUUUUUGACUAAGCUUAGCCUAAUGUUAUGGUGUGGGGUUAGAUCUUCAGAUUUUACUAAUACAUCAUUUUUUAACACGUUGCUCAUAAUCUCACUUUCUUAAACCCAAACAUAUCUUUAUUUUUCUUCAGUUUCUAGUUCUCAAGAGUCUAUAUAAGAAGACACCCUCACAACACCAAAAUAAUCAUACCAACAACAAGAAAACUAAUUAGUAGCUCUUGAGAAAAUGGAUUACUCUAGUGUUUUUGCUGAAAGAGGCAAUGAAGUGAACCAAGAGAAGCCUCCACCGCGAGUGUGUCCAAGGUGCAACUCAACCAACACCAAGUUUUGUUACUACAACAACCAUAGUGUGUCUCAACCACGCUACAAGUGCAAGGAAUGUCGCCGAAACUGGACUCAUGGUGGAGCGCUAAGGAACAUACCGAUUGGUGGAAGUGGCCAUAAAAAGAAGAGUACAACGAUAGAUCAACCUUUUGUUUCUCAGGCAGUUUCUGCUGAGAUCCAACAAGUUAGUCGUCAUCGCCAACCUUUCUUACAUGCUCAAGAAACCAACCAGUUUGUUGAAUCUUUUGGUGGUUCUUCUUCUGGUUUUGAUGUUGAUAACCAUAUCGGUUCUUUUCCUGAAAUUAGUGGCGAUGGGGUGCUUCCAUUUCAAAGUUUUCCACCAAUGGAUCGCUCUUAUUUCCAUGAUGGAUUGUUUCAACAAGAUUACUACAACGCUGAGUCCAAUGAUUUGAUUGGUAAUCAUUUGAUUAACCAAUCAAUUGGUAGUUAUAAUGUUGUGAGCUCUAAUCAUAACAGUUACAUUAAUCAAGAGGAUCGAGACAAGUGGAACCAGAGUUUAAACAAUACUAUGAACAUGAAUCAUAAUGCCAGUACCAGUGGAAGCAGAGAAUGGUGGGACACUGAUCACAAGAACAAGUACAAAGGCAAAAUCAAAAACAACUGUGUGUAUGAGUCCUCUUACCAUUUGGAGAAGCAUGGUCCUUGAAUCUUAGCCUUAUUAUCCAUUUUUCUUUUCUGUUUUUGUUUUUAAGUGAUGAAAGCUUCUAUCGUUGUUUCGCUAAGAUUCAGACAUAAGUUGCUUGUAUGAUUCUUUUCCUAUCUAUAUUUAUAUAAAUAAAUAUCUAUA